Messenger RNA from Medioppia subpectinata, 3149 nucleotides. The record is from the annotation of a GenBank genome assembly. NCBI's taxonomy places the organism in Eukaryota, Metazoa, Arthropoda, Arachnida, Sarcoptiformes, Oppiidae.
CAUCGUUUUUGUUUAUUAAAAAUUUAAUUGAAAAUAAAAAAGUUCACGGAUUUAAAGCCGAGUCAAUGCUCACUAAACUCUCGCUGAAUAUCAAAGAGCCGUCCGAAACACUAUUUGACGAAUACUUUCAACUCUGCACGAGUAUUGCCGUUCAGGAAUCGGCUCGACUCAAGAGGACGUGUUAUUUGACAUUCAGUGCACUCGUAGGCAAAGAAUGCGUUCAACGAUUCAAAGCCACACCAAAGCAUACACACAGUCAUCACCGAAAGGAGCAUAAAGUGUCCGAUAAUAGUAAACAUCAUUGCAAUCCAGAAGUUGCCGGAAAAUACUAUAAGUUACUAAUAUCGCAAGAAUUUGGACCAGAAAUCACUACUAAAGACACGAUUUUGUUGUUGAAAACUAUUGGAAAUCUAAAGCCCAAAGAAGCGAUUCCUUUCCUUAAGGCAUACAUCAGGAGCUCUCACACGCAUUACAUUCGGUCGACUGCUAUCUGGAAACUAAUGGGAAUGGCGUCCAACUAUCCGGAAGAAGUCCGAUCCGUUUGUGUUCCUGUGUUUUAUAACAGAUCCGAAGAGCAAGACUUAAGAAUAGCGGGUCUAUUGGGUUGGCUAUCGUCUGGACCCAGUUUUGCACAGUUGCACUUGAUUGCGAAACAACUGUUGAUUGAAGACAAUCGCCAAAUAGUGAAUAUGGCCUACACUUCAAUCAAAUGGUUAUCAGAGUCGGAACAUCCCUGUCAUAAGCCAUUUGUUAAGGACUUGCAGUCCGUUUUAUGGCUAUAUAAGAUUGCAUUUGACAGACAGGGCGGACGACAAUACGGAAUCGGAGGAAUACAACACUUGAGUAUAAUCGCCAGUAAUAGGAGUUAUGUCCCGAACUCAGUCUACAUAACAUUCAGCGAUUUCAUUGCCGGACAAUCAUUUGAAACGUUUAGUCUCACAAUACAGAGCUAUGGACUCGAAAAACUAAUCGACCGUUUCUUCGGCAAAAAAGGGGUGGUUUGGGGCAAAAACAGUGUUUUUGAUGUAUUCAAAAAGCGGACCGUUAGGGACACCAACCCAGUCGACGAUGAGCUUAAACUUAUCGAUGAAAACAUGCAUUUUGAAAAUCGAGAAUCGGAGAUAAUAAUUGGCGACAUAUCGCUAUAUAGUCAGGGAUAUACUAUCGCUUAUAUCGAUUUUGAUGAACAACUCUUCUCAUAUUUCACGCAAUCGGAGAACCGUAUAGUUGUCCUGCGGUCUGAAGUGGGAAUUCCGUAUUUCUUUGAAUACAAGACUUUAACGCAAACUAAUCUGAUUAGCAAUAAAUUGAGUUUCGGAGUACAGCCGGCGCUCUUCAGCCAAGACCGCGAUAAUAGACCGCCGACUGAACUCAGGCUUAACACCGACUUUAAAUAUGUCUCAAAUUCACACAAAUAUGCCAUAACUGGCAUACUUUUGCCGGUCACCACAACUAAGGAAAAAAGUUAUUUGAAAGACUAUUUUGGUUUUGGAUUAAGUAUUGACGGAAGCGUUCGGAAGACUGAUAAAAGCGAAUGGUUUCGACUCUUCACUGAAAAGUCUUGGCCUCAAAGGAUUACGUUAUACCGAAUGCAACCGAUGGCUAAUCCCUAUGAAAUGCGAGUGAGAACUACGGCAUUGGCAGAGAAUGCGUCCACACAGUUGUCAAUAACGAUCUCUUCAGACCAUAAUAUGUCAGACAUAAGCGAUUUGAUUGCUUUCAGCGCUGAUGAAGACUCGCAUUUCAAAGAUUACACAUCACUUAAGCAAAAACGAGCCAAAAAUCAUUCAUUAAAUGUAAAGAUCUCCAGUUUGGGAAGCAUUGAGCGAACAGUAAACGCCAGAAUUCAAUACAUGUACUCCAGGGACAGACUUUUACAUAAAGUGAAUGUCUAUUAUGACAGAAGUCCGGCUAAUGAUAAUGGAUUCAAAGUGUGUGCCGUCGCGUCAAUGAUGUUUCCCGGCUAUGAUUUAAAUAAAUUUGUAAAACUAGACACUUUUGAUUUGGACCACACCGUCAACACCACCACCAGAAUAGCAUUCGGACAGAACUGCAACAAUCGCUCAAAAAUCAAUUUUAUGGCACAAUUGUCUCAAACGGAUGAACAGAAAAUGUUUGAGAAAAACAGGGAUAAAGUGAAUGACGAAAAACCCAAUCCAUACGCGAAUAAUUAUAACUAUUGUCUCAAUUCAUUUAAAUUCAAAUACGACUCCUUUCCCUAUUGUCACCGAUAUCUGUACCCAAUAACGCAAAUGAGAAAACUUGUCUUUUCAAUAGAUUACGAGAAUAUAUCGCACAAAGUUGCAAAUAAUACCCAAAAAUUGUGGCAAUUCUUGAGCCGUAAACAAAGUGUAUAUUCAGAUAUGAGCUUUAGGUACGGAAACGCAACUCCCGGUCACAUAGACUUUGAGAGCAAUACAUCGGUUUCGACACAGAAAGUCGAUUACAAGCUAACGGCUCCCUAUUAUACACAGCAUUAUAAAGAUGUUCCGCUUCCACAAUAUUUAAUGCCUGUCUUUACCUUUCCUUUACAUGAUUUACAAUACCAUCGAGUGCUCAGAAAAGUUGUCAAAAACCCAAACAUUGUGCAGACCUUUGAUAACGUAUCGUAUAGUUUGCCAAAUAUUGAUUCCGAGUGUUUUGCUGUCGUUUCCAAAGAUUGCUCAGACGAACACAACUUUUUGAUUUUAGCCAAAAGGCAUAACGAGAGAUCAGAAAUCAAAGUAUAUUUGGGCCACAAAUAUAAGAUUGAAUUAAUUCCUGCAGAACAGGGAUUAACAGUUCGCGUGAACGGCGAGAAAGUAGUCGUCACUGAAACGGAUCCGUUUGAAUUAAAUGCCAAAAUUGGCGAUAAAGACAUUGAAUUAUUUGUUAUUACAUACAAUGGACUGUAUUAUGAAUUGAAUUCAGAAGAAUAUGGCAUAAGUGUUGGCACAGAUGGCUAUGGAUUCAGGACAGGAGCCCAACGAUACUAUUCGGGAAAAUUGUGCGGAUUAUGCGGUGAUAAUAAUGGAGACGCGACUCACGAGUACAGGGCUUCCAAUGGAAGAGUAUUUUUAAAUUCUGAUCCAUUUUCCUAUAGUUAUGUAUUGAAAGAUGACAACUGUGUGCCGUCUAAUGAUUGGCAAACUGAUAAUCAAAUUAUUUAA